Molecule: messenger RNA, 798 nt
Organism: Verticillium alfalfae VaMs.102
Lineage: Eukaryota; Fungi; Ascomycota; Sordariomycetes; Glomerellales; Plectosphaerellaceae
Exons: 2
Coding region: 1-798 (265 amino acids)
Biological process (GO): endosomal transport
Cellular component (GO): BLOC-1 complex
Source: RefSeq, a predicted model, not a curated record
AUGGCCAAAGUCAGGAGCCGAUGCUACCCUCUCCUCCCCGCGCCAGCCCAGCCUCGCGAGCCCCCGCAUCGCCCCUUCGACAACAACCUCACUCUCCUCCCCAGGCCUCAUCAACAUCCCGCCGCCCCUCCCCGCCCUGUCUACGACGUCUACAUCGGCCUCCGUUCUCCACCAGACCCUUCCCUCCCCCGACCAGCAGCGCCAUGUCGCCGAGGCCCGCGCCGCCGUCGUUUGCCUCCAUCGGCAAUAUCCUUGACUCGGAGCUGCAGUCGCGCGCCACCCAUGCUGCACGCCAACGCCGCCGCCAUCGGCCGCCAGGAGCGCGAUGUUGUGCGAGCCACCGACGGGCUGCGGCGGGAGAAUGACAAGCUUGCCAAGUGGUCGGGCGAUGCGGCGCGGCGGGUCAAGGAGCUUGGCAAUGUGCAGAAUUGGGCCGAGGUGCUGGAGCGAGACUUUCUCGUGCUCGAGGAGACGAUGAGACUCGUGAGAGAGGGGAGCAGCGGGAGUUGUGGGAGCUGGAGCGGCAGCGGCAGCCAGAGCGGCAGCUGGAGCGGGAGCGACGACGGAGGCGAUGGAGGAGCGAAGGUGGACGGGGAUGGGGACGUGAGGAUGGCGGAAGACAUGGAGUCGGGCGGCGCGAGGUUGGCGCCCGGUUCGCCUGGCAAAGGCAAGGGAAAGGGAGUGGGUGAUGUUUGCGCCAACACGCCUCAGAAUGCCGCCGAACAUGACCCCAGCAGCGAGGCGGUGCAGGGUCGAGUUCAGGGGAGAGCGGCCACGUCGCUGCCUAUCACAACUUGA